GUAUUUCGGAACAGAUGUUUAUCCCAUUGGUCGCUUAGUGUCAUUGUUUGUACCACGGUGCGUAGCAUUGGCAACAAAGGAAGAAGAAGAGCCGCGCGCAACAGCUGUUAUUUACCAGCAGCAGCUGCGACUCAAUCGCAUUGUUGUAUUUUGUGAACUAAACACAGCUCGUUUGCACAAGCACGCAAAAACAGUCACACUGUAGCUGCAGUGGCAACAAAUCAAAGAUUUGGUUAAUGUUUAAGCAAUUAUUAAUUUACUCCUUUUAUUAAAUUUAUGCCAUGGAUUGACGAAGUUGAAGCUUUCAAACAACACAUUGAAAACCUACAGCACAACAGCGCAGCAGUGAAAAAGUAACAAUUGCGUCGUAUAACAAGCCUGAAGUAGUCGCUAAAUAUUUAUAAUUUGUGAAAAACAAUAUUUAAUUGAGGGUUGUGCAAAACCAAAACCAAAUCGAAUGAUCAGCACUAUUUGAUUGUCAAAAUAGUCGAGAACAGGCUGGCAAAUACAAAUACAAAAGCAACAACAACAUCAACCGAGUAGCUGGAGGAAGAAGAGUGUGUGCGGGCCCGCCAGCUGAGAUUUCCGUAAUAGCAGGGGCAACAACACAGCUCCAGAAUGAGCAUGGUCCGGCGCAUACUAUUACUGGCUCCAAAAUACAAAAUUUGGACAAAGGGAACCAGCGUGAGUCACACACAACACACAUCCAGAUGCAUCAUAGUAAGCACAGGAUGCACUCGACACUUUCAUCUGGCCACAAGGCACCUUUCCGCAAAUGGACGGGUCAUGGUGCAGCCAUUGAUGACGAUACCUGCCUACAUUGACAUAACAAAUGGGGUAACCACGAUGUCAGAUGGGGAGAGUAGCAGUAGCAGCAGCACAAGCGGUGCACAUGGUAGUGGUCCCGCUAAGAUACCUGGCCAGGGAGCGGGGGGCGGUGGCGCAAACACAACCGGCGGAAAUGAUAAGUUUCUGUCUUGUCCAAAGUGCGGCAGUGCCUGCACCCAGGUUGAGACGUUCGUCAGCUCGACACGUUUCGUCAAGUGCGCCAAGUGCAAUUAUUUUUUCGUGGUGCUGUCCGAUGUUGAGACAAAGCAUCGUGUCAAGGAGGAGCCGAAGAAUCAGCGCAAGCCACCGCCGCCGCCACAGAAGAUCAUGGAAUAUCUGGACAAGCAUGUGGUUGGCCAGGAGUUUGCCAAGAAAGUGCUGGCUGUAGCUGUAUACAAUCACUACAAGCGCAUCCAUCACAAUCUGCCUCAAUUGCAGCAGCAAAACCAGAGCUCCACAAGCGGCUCUGGCGGAAUGGAUGGUAUACCGCGCUCGGAUCUGCUGCACAUCACCGGCAUUGGUCAUACACUGAGUAGCACACCAGGCAGUGAGUUGCCGCCUAAGCCGGCACAGAUGGGCUUGGGAGGUGGUGCUGGACUGACUGGAUCAGGGCUCGGUCUCCAUGGCAGCGGCAGCAGUGCUUCCAUGCCACGCGGAGAUCAACGCCCCGGCUCUGAAAUACUGGACAAUCAGAACAAUGAUGUUAAGCUGGAGAAGAGCAACAUCAUAAUGCUCGGACCAACAGGUUCGGGGAAAACACUCAUUGCCCAGACAAUUGCCCGUUGCUUGGAUGUACCCUUUGCCAUCUGCGAUUGCACAACGCUCACACAAGCGGGUUACGUGGGUGAGGAUAUUGAGAGCGUUAUUUCCAAGUUGCUCCAGGAUGCCAACUACAACGUGGAACGAGCGCAAACUGGCAUUGUAUUUCUGGACGAGGUGGAUAAAAUUGGCGCCGUGCCUGGCAUUCAUCAGCUGCGCGAUGUGGGCGGCGAGGGUGUUCAACAAGGCAUGCUCAAGAUGCUUGAGGGCACCGUUGUCAAUGUCCCUGAGCGCAACUCUCCCCGCAAGCUACGUGGCGAAACAGUGCAAGUGGACACAACCAACAUUCUUUUUGUGGCAUCGGGAGCUUACACGGGUCUUGAUCGUCUCAUUGGCCGCCGCCUCAACGAGAAAUAUUUGGGCUUUGGCAUGCCCUCAACCAGCGGCUCUGGUCGUCGAGCCGCCCAAUCGACAGCCAGCCCCAUGGACAAUGAUCAGGAGGAGCGUGACAAAUGCCUGACCAAGGUGCAGGCGCGUGAUCUCGUUGAGUUUGGCAUGAUACCCGAAUUCGUUGGUCGCUUUCCGGUCAUUGUGCCUUUCCACAGUUUAAACGUCAACAUGUUGGUGCGCAUUCUCACCGAGCCGCGCAACGCUCUGGUGCCGCAAUACAAGGCAUUGUUGGGUCUCGACGAAGUGGAACUGUCAUUCACCGAGGAAGCGGUUGAAUCAAUUGCCGCAUUAGCCAUGGAAAGACACACGGGUGCACGCGGUCUACGCUCCAUAAUGGAGCAACUGCUACUGGAUCCCAUGUUUAUUGUGCCUGGCUCAGACAUUACAAGUGUGCACAUUACCGCAGACUAUGUGCGAGGCAAUGAUAAACCGAUUUAUAGUCGUAGCACGGAUGCUGAUGCCGUGGCGAGUAGCGGCUCAGAAGAAUCACCAGACUCGGAGCCCACCGACGAUAAUGAUAAGAACUUUGAGAAUAGUGAAAAAUCACGUUUAAAUGGUACAUAACCCCUCGUCCUACAAUCCCUUCCCCACAAACUUUGAAUGGCAUUUGCGCAACUAAUAUAAACAAUUACAAAUCAAUAUAUAUCACCUGUGAUUCAAAAACUGACGAGCAGCACAGAUUGUCUCUUCAUCGCAGCCGUUCAUCAAUCAAUUGUAAACAACUAGCAAUUGUAAUAAAAACACACAAAAUAAUUUAGAAUUGUAAACCAGAUAAUAAAAUUUUUUCUAAAAUUCAA
This is a messenger RNA of Drosophila innubila, 2834 nucleotides long. It is a transcript of the gene ClpX, whose product is annotated as ATP-dependent Clp protease ATP-binding subunit clpX-like, mitochondrial. The transcript is spliced from 8 exons. Gene Ontology annotation, molecular function: protein dimerization activity; ATP-dependent protein folding chaperone; ATP hydrolysis activity. The record is from RefSeq and is a predicted model, not a curated record. Gene Ontology annotation, cellular component: mitochondrial matrix. Bases 619 to 2601 code for a protein of 660 amino acids. Gene Ontology annotation, biological process: proteolysis; protein catabolic process; protein folding. Lineage: Eukaryota; Metazoa; Arthropoda; Insecta; Diptera; Drosophilidae.